Saxophila tyrrhenica is the source of this 1194-nucleotide messenger RNA. RefSeq lists its product as uncharacterized. Gene Ontology annotation, biological process: zinc ion import across plasma membrane. The transcript has 2 exons. The record is from RefSeq and is a predicted model, not a curated record. Gene Ontology annotation, molecular function: high-affinity zinc transmembrane transporter activity. NCBI's taxonomy places the organism in Eukaryota, Fungi, Ascomycota, Dothideomycetes, Mycosphaerellales, Extremaceae. The coding region runs from base 1 to 1194 and encodes 397 amino acids. Gene Ontology annotation, cellular component: plasma membrane.
AUGGCAGACAACUACGGCAUCAGCGACCCGACCAGCGUGGAUCUCACCAACGUCGACGAUGCGAUGAUGCGAGCCAUCACGUGCUACCUCAAUGCCGGCGAGAACGAGUAUGACGGCCGACUUGGGGCGCGGGUGUCGGCUUUGUUCGUGAUACUGGUCACGUCGACGGCGUGCACGUUCUUCCCCGUGUUGGCCACGCGGACGAGCAAGUUCAAGGUGCCGUUGUACGUGUACCUCUUCGCGAGAUACUUUGGUGCUGGGGUCAUUAUUGCGACGGCGUUCAUUCACCUUCUGCAACCAGGCUACGAUGCCAUCGGCCCGGCGACAUGUGUCGGCAUGACCGCCGGCUGGAACCAAUACGCCUGGCCGCCCGCGCUCGCGCUCACGUCCGCCAUGUUCACGUUCCUGCUGGGCUUCGCUGCUGAACGGUACGUGGAGAAGAAGUACGGCAUGCCGCAUAACAGCGGCGAGAGCCCGCUCGAGAUCGAGAACGGUCAUCACCACCACCACGGCUCCGUCGACGCCGCCGCCAUGAAGUACAACACCUCGCGUCGUCGCUCGACCCACCAAGGUCUCCACUCCGCCGACCAAGACAGGCAGAUGAUGGCUCCACUCCCUACGGGAGAGCACAAGAACGCCUCGCCCGACGAGAGCUACGACGACAACAGCAUCGACUCCGCCAAAGACAAGAUUGCGCACGUGGCGUUCCGCCAGCAGAUCGCGGCUUUCCUCAUACUCGAGUUCGGCGUCAUCUUCCACAGCGUCAUCAUCGGGCUGACGCUUGGGACGGCGGGUGAAGAGUUCCCGUCGCUCUACCCCGUCAUCGUCUUCCACCAGGCGUUCGAAGGUCUGGGAAUCGGCGCACGGCUGUCUGCCAUCCCGUUUCCUAGGAAGUUGCGAUGGAUGCCGUGGACGUUGUGUGCGGCUUAUGGGUUGACGACGCCGAUUGCUAUCGCCAUUGCGCUCGGCGUGCGGACAACGUAUAACGCUGGGAGCUUUACUGCGAGUGUUGUGUCGGGAGUGCUGGAUUCGACGUCGGCGGGCAUCCUGAUCUAUACCGGGUUCGUGGAGUUGAUCGCGAGAGACUUCUUGUUCAAUCCGGACCGAACGGAUGAUGACAAGCAGCUGGCUUUCAUGAUCGUGUCGGUGCUGUUGGGGGCGGCUAUCAUGGCGUUACUCGGCAAGUGGGCGUAA